Molecule: messenger RNA, 5546 nt
Organism: Toxotes jaculatrix (banded archerfish)
Lineage: Eukaryota; Metazoa; Chordata; Actinopteri; Toxotidae
Gene: ube2h
Product: ubiquitin-conjugating enzyme E2H (UBC8 homolog, yeast)
Exons: 7
Coding region: 229-780 (183 amino acids)
Biological process (GO): ubiquitin-dependent protein catabolic process; protein polyubiquitination
Cellular component (GO): nucleus
Molecular function (GO): ubiquitin conjugating enzyme activity
Source: RefSeq, a predicted model, not a curated record
UCAGAACCAUGGUUGGUCAGAACGCUGAGAGGCAGUGAACAGCAGAGGUCUAACGUUAGCCCAGCUACUCAUUAGGACAGGGAGACAUUGAACUGUGAAGACGUUUUGCUGGGAACAUUUCUGAAAGCAAAUGUUAACUUUCGGAUAGUACCGUUUGCUAGGCUGUCUAGCGUUUCGGGGGCUAGCUUUCAGUUUACUUACUGGUGUUCUGCGGUGGAAAUAGCGAAGAUGUCGUCUCCAAGUCCGGGUAAAAGGCGAAUGGAUACCGAUGUGGUGAAACUCAUCGAGAGCAAGCAUGAAGUCACCAUCCUCAGUGGACUCAAUGAAUUUGUAGUGAAGUUUUUCGGACCACAAGGAACGCCGUACGAGGGAGGUGUGUGGAAGGUGCGAGUAGAUCUUCCUGACAAAUACCCCUUCAAAUCACCAUCGAUAGGAUUCAUGAACAAGAUUUUUCAUCCCAACAUUGACGAAGCGUCAGGGACAGUGUGCUUAGAUGUCAUCAACCAGACAUGGACAGCCCUUUAUGAUCUGACCAACAUCUUUGAGUCGUUCCUGCCCCAGCUGCUGGCUUACCCAAACCCCAUCGACCCCCUGAAUGGAGAUGCAGCUGCCAUGUACCUUCACCGGCCAGAGGAGUACAAGCAGAAAAUCAAAGAGUACAUCCAGAAAUAUGCAACAGAGGAGGCCCUGAAGGAGCAAGAAGAGGGGGCAGGUGACUCUUCAUCUGAAAGCUCCAUGUCUGAUUUCUCAGAAGAUGAGGCCCAGGACAUGGAGUUGUAGUGAUAGGAGGGCUCCCCCUUCCCGCCCCCUCCUUUAACCCCCACAGAGACUAUAUUUGAUUUCCUAACCAUGAGAAAGCAGACUUAUAAUAUUCAUAUUUAAACAAGUUGAUUUUUUUAUUAUUAUUAUUACUACUAAACAAGGAUUUUUAUGGAUAUCUAGCCUUUGGUGUGUUUGACAGACACCCUCCCAUUCUGUAGCUGUUUCUCCCUACGCAGAUGUCGCAAUUGCUUUCACAUUCUCUCCCUGUCAUCUUCGCAUUUCUAAGGUGUGUGUAUGUAGUCGUAGGCAGGAAAUCUCCCCCAUACACAUCUCUGUACUCACAUUUCUUUUUAAAAUAGAACUUUCCAGUUUGACCUGAAUCCUAAUUUUCUCUCUUUCCACAAUGUUAACUGAUUCUGACCAACAUUUUGUUAGUUGUUUCACUACAGAGCUGCUUAGGUGUUGCCUGCCAGGGUGCACAGUUCGACAAUAUUCACUUUGUGGUCAAGACAGUAUUUUUAAGGCGCACAGUCUCACAUGAGGUGUCCUGGCACACCUUCCAUAAAAAUAAAAAACGUGUAGUGCCAAUACUAUACACACUCAUAACUCAACCCUAAAGGCUGCCUAAGCAUAUUUUUUUUCCAACAUAUUGAGUGAGACAUGUCAGUUAAAAAAAAACAAAACAAAAAAACGCUCAGUUCACAUGCUACCUUGGCUGUUACUCAACCUUUUGUUACUCUUUGUCGAUCUGCUGCAGCUGCCUGUCUACAUAUGCCGCUGUGCAGUGCAAAAUGUAUGCUUAACAAGGUCAGGUCUUGGAAAAACAAAUUAAUCAAACACACGUCUCAUUAUGUUGUAGGUGACAAUGUGGUGACAAAGACAUGUGGUGGGUGCUUUUGAUGUUGAUUGAUGGAACGCACACUAGCUGCAUUAACUGCAUGGAAGAUGCGUGCACAAAGGCAAUUAAAAACAGAAGAGGCAUUUGUGGAUGUUCUGGUCAGACUCACUUGGUAUUAUGGAAACUGAAAGCAGACCAGAGCUACCCUUUAACCGUCUGACCAUAUGAAUUUCAUUUUUUUUGUGCAGCUUGUACUAGUUUUCUGUUCAGAGGCAUCUCAGACACAUGAGCACCAAGCCUUCUCACUGUGCAGGAUACCUCUGUUUUACAAUCACCUGUACUCCUGCUUUUAAAACAAAUUUCUAUUAGAGCUAUUGGUCAAGAACAACUUUCCAGAGAAAGCUGAGAGCUGAGAAAGAAUGUAGUGAUCACCUGUUGUGGUGAAUUUAGAAAACCAGCACCAAAGUCCGUUUUAAUUUAAGUGAAAAGCAACAAAAAUGGUCAUAUGGUUACUCUUCAUUUUUACUCAGAUUCGCUCAAUCUGAGUAAAAAUGAAGAGUGAUUUAUUGAAGAUUCAGGUUUGUGAAGUAUCAGUCCUGUUCACAUUCCACUGUUACCUGGAGUUUGCUACAAUGCAUGCCCUUUAUGUUGGUCUGACCUGUGGUAUGUACCCUGACUGCAUCGAAUGGACGCCCACAUUUAACGUCUUGCCUACCAGGAGCUCUGUUUGGAUCACUAGUUUGAAGAAGAUUACAAGAUAAAAGCCAAAUAAAUGACAUUAAGGCUUGUAGCAGUUUUUGUUGAGGGGAACUAAUUUAACGUUAAUUUCAUAUGUACAGAUUUGACUUCUUAUUUUGGGGGAAAAAGCGUGUCAUUCAUUCAUGGUUGAUUCAUUGUGGCGGGUCAAGAUGUAAUCCAUGGUCCGUGGAAAGAGUUUGCAAUCGCAGCUUUUGAGUUUUGACAAUUCUUUUCCUACUUUUAUUUCUUGUGCUCUUCACAUUUUUUGCCCAAUGCGGGAGGGGAGGGGAGGGGGGGGGGGGGGGGGUGGCUCAACACGUUUGGAUUUUUUUGUGUGUGUACAGCAUCUACCUUGUACAGUGAUAAGACUCUCUCUAGCCUCAUGAAAAUUCAGUGUUGAACCCGACACACUGACCGAGUGUUGCUUGACGCGGCUAACGUGGCAGUCAAACUACCUAGAACACCUUGAAAUGUAUUCACUUCAUAAACUGCAGUAAGAAUCACUGGUUGCUUUGUGGUGGAUUGUGGAUCUCGAGUGGGAGAUUCAAGGCUGAGUCAUACUCCGGAGGUCUCCUUAUUACCUCUGAUCUUAACUCACUCUUCUGUGCCUCAUCGCAAAAGGAAGGUGACCUAUUAAAGAAGUCCCCAAAACCAUGUUUCUAAAAAGCCAUGAAGGUCAAAAAGAGUUAGUAAAGCACAUUGUUUUUACUCAUCCCACUUUUCUUCUCCUCCUCCUUCAACCUGUCCUGUGCAAAUUGUGAUUUGAUAUCUAAAGUUUCACUCUGUUGCAGAUUAGGGGAAUUACCCAGGGCUGAGUGGCGUUGGUUGUAUUUGAGCUAAUGUAGGAUCGUUAGACUUUUAUGGCUCAGGUUUGAAAUACAGUUUGGUUGUAUCUUGCAUAAUGAUUAACAUGUUUCACCCACAGGGUAGUGAAAGGAUGGAAAUCAUGCUAAUAUUUGUUUAACUGUGUUUUUGACAUGUCAGGAUAGUUAGUUUUGCUGGGUGGUGACUUCAACUAAACAACAUAUGCUAUAUGGCUGUAUUACAGGUAGAGUUAGCUAGUUUGGUAUGCUUACCUGAUAAAGCAUUCAUUGCUCACCUGACCUUUAGUUAGUGUCUGUUGUGUGGUUAUAUGUAAGAUACUCCAUAGACGUGCCUGCUUGUCCUCUUCUUGCAGAUUCAGAGUUGUACAGAUGAGUGUGAGUGAUUUCAAACUCUUGACCUGUAGUGAGCCUGAUCUAACUGUACAGAAAUCAAAAGUGUGGUUCAGCCCCUUUCAAGAUAUUGGAUUUUCUCCAAAACGACAUGAUUUAUAACACACUUCUGUGCCCACAAUUAUCACCACAUUUGAAUGAAGACUGAGAACAUAUUUACUUCCUUCAUUUGUUUUUAAUUUCCAAUAUUUAUUGGAAGCGUUUGAUUGGUUGAAGCUAUGGGAUAGUAAUUUUUCUCUCAUCCAGCCUGUGGACGUUUUGAAUUGGUAGCUCGUGGUUAGCUUCCAGCAGGAUGCAGCCAUUUCAACUCUUGCAGAGCUGAUUUUUGUGACACCCAGCAUGUUUCAAGGCAGUAUAAAGCGAUGUGAAUGUUUUACAUGUGUUGAGAGUGUUUGUGGUGAUCUAUAUCUGGGAUCCACAUCCACUCAAACAGAACAAACCUUUAAAGCUGUAUGCAGAUUCACAGUUUCACAAUUGGCUUGUUUUUUCUCUCUAAGCUGCCUAUAAAUGUGUAUUUAUUCAUUAAAGAGACCUCUUUUUUUCGUUUUUAAUCUUGAUCAUUAAGUGCCACUGUUGUAAGUUAUGGUUCAGUUAAAAUAUCACACGGAUGAGAACUUGAAAUUUGAGUUUUUUUGUUUUAAGUAAUUCAGAUUGGAAUUCUUGUUUUACUUUACAUUUGUGCAGUAUUGUACCUGAGUGCUGAAAGUACAGUAUAUCCGAGUUGAGAAUUGUAAUAAAAUAGCUCAUUAUUAUGCAGUGGUGCAACAGGGAACUAAUGAUAUUUUGUCUUUUUCGAAAACAAGAUUCUUGUGUUGAGCUAAAAUCAUAGGUUUUGGUUUUCAGCAUUAUUUGCAUCUGCUGGGCAAUAAAUUGAUGAUAUACUCAGCUGUGGCCUGGUGUUGCUCUCGUAAACAUGACAGCCAUAUGAUCUCUUCAAUGGCUUCCCUUGUUCUGUUUGUUUUUUUUUUUUUUAUCCUUACACUUUUAUUCAGUGUCAAGAGAAAUAAUUACUGCCUUUGUGUUUCAGGUUGUCUUUAACUCAACAACUAAAAGAAAAUGUCCUCGAACCAGUGAAUGAUUAUGCGUCCCAUUGCAACUUGAAUUCUGAAUUAUUUUUGAAAACGCAUGGAAAGUGUUUAUUGUGCUUUUAUUUCAUUUCCUUUUGGCUUUCUCCUCUCCGCCUCUUCUGCUCUAAGACCACAGGCUUACCAAUAACAAUGUCUUAACUACUCGCGGUUUUAAACAGUGACUCCAGACAACUAGAUUUCACAUGAUGGGAUUGAUGGGGCCUCAAAAUUCUAACUGCAGACCUGCAGAGAAAGUCCAGUAUAGAGCCAUAGUCCUACAACCGUAUUCGCACACUCCCCCACCACCCUGCUGGAUACAAUAAGGAUGAAGGGCCUGAGCUAACUGAAUGGACUGGUCUAUCAUUAAUCCAUAGACAGGACAUCCAGGGCCUAUUCUCCACUUUAUCAGCACAGCUGCAGAGAGCCAGCACCCUGAUCCUGUAAAAUCACCUCCCCCAUGUGUUGACUGUGUCUCCUCGUGCACUUGCAUGCUUCUGGUGUGGAGUUGAGGCUCGCUUGGUGCACACCUCCCAUUCUGUCUUGUGCUUGUGUGGAUUUGUGCCCUGUGCUGGCCUACCGCCGCCAUCAGGGGAUUUCGCAGGCGCACACAGCAUGGAAAAUAGCAGAUUUUUAUAAAAAAAAAAGAAAACAACAAAAAACUAUGUAUUUGGUACCUAGCGUGUGAUACUUGAGGGUUAAAAAGUCAAAAGGUUUAUUUUUUGUUUUUAAAAAGUCCAUCCCUGGUCUUAUUUUUAUCACCCUCUUUGCCCUCCUUCUCUUGUUUCUUUCUUUACAUUGUGAAGUGGGCAUGCUUGUCCAAAAGACAAAUGCUCUCUAUUAAUAGGCUUAUAACCUCAUAAAUAGUUGUGUAUAAAAUAAACUGUUAUAACUUCUUUUUUAAUAAAACAUUCAAUGUGUAUAAAUGGU